AUGGCCGUCGUCGUGGCGCCCAGUAAGUUUUUUCUGUUGGGUAUUUUGAAAAAUUGACAAGUUACGGCUUAAAAAAUGUCAAAAUUAGUUAAAAUCCGGGAUUUUUUAAAGUCAUGGCUGUACACGUGAAGCCAUGUGAGUUUUUUUUUCGUGAUUAUUUUGAAAAAUUGACAAGUUUGGGCUCAAAAAAUGAUCAAAAUUAGGGAAAUUUGGUGAUUUUCAAGUCAUUUUUCUUUCGCUGGCUGUCUCAGGAGUCACUAUAAAGUUAGAGAAGCAAUUUUGGCUCCAGAAUUUUUCAAUUCAAACCGAAUUUUUCUCAAUAAAAUAAAGAUUUCGUUCAUUUUUUCAAAUUUUGUCCCUCCGGAGGUUUCCGAGGGGUCACUCAAGGGUUUUGAAGCCCCUAAAAUGGUCACUAAAAGUUCCCAGAACGUUCGGACGUUUCUGAGCGUUUCAAGGGAUCACUUAAGGGUUUCGACGCCCCUAAAGUGGUCACUAGAGAAGUGCAGAACGUCAGGAUUGUGUUAGCAAGGUCAGAUUUACUACGCUAGAAUCUCGGUAAGCGAUUCUAGGAAUCACUUAAGGGUUUUGAUGCCCCUAAAGUGGUCGUUUCCGGACGUAUCUGAGCGAUUCAAGGGAUCAUUUUAGGGUUUUCACGCCCCUAAAGUGGUCCCUAGAUAUGUCCUGACACGUCCGGUUCGCGUAAGAAAGGUCAACGAAAUAACUCGGUAACAAAACCCGGAAGUUUUGAAAAAUUCUAGGGAUCAUUCAAGGGUUUUAACGCCUCUAAAGUGGUCACUAAAAAUGAACAGAGCGUCCGGAUUCCGUCAGCAAGGUCAGAUUAACUGUUAUCGAGCCUCGGUAACGAAACGGGACAUUUCUGAGCAACUCUAGGGACCACUCAAGGGUUUUGACGCCUCUAAAGUGGUCACUAGAAAUGCCCUGACAAGUCCGGUCGUUUCUGAGCGAUUCAAGGGAUCACUAGAAACGCGUCCGGUUCGUGUUACCCUGUUGAAAGAAAUUUGUCCAUGGAGCAACUUUUCUCCAUUUUCCAGCUUCGUUUGGUUCCGAAUUUUAUUUCAACUAUCCCGGUAUACUCUUUUCGAAAAUCAUUCGCAUUUUUGACAUUGUAAUUUCCACAUGAGACCCUCGAAACCUCGCUGAGGUCAGAUCAACUGCAAUUUAUAAAAAAUCGCCAAUUUUUAUUGAAAAAACCCUUGGAUUUUCCCUAAACUGGGCAUUUCUGCAAAGAAAUCAAGAAAAAGCCGUCCCCCGACACUUCCGGUAUUUCAUAAGGGAACGAGGCCGGAAAGCAACUCUUUUUGGCGUUUUGCCAGUGGUCAGGAACCUCCAAUAUUUCGCCGUGGGCGAAAGGACCACGAAAGGAAUGGCCCUCCAAGGCUUCCUGAAUGUUUCUAUAGCGACAACCUUCUGGACGUGUUUCUAUUACGUUCCUUUUUGACCCUUUACUUCGGAUCGGACGUCUUUAAAAUGCGGACAGAUGUAUUUUUCAUUAAGAACUUGAUAAUUUGAGCAAUCUUUAUUCCAGUAUAGUGACCUUCUGUAGGUAUUUCACAACAAUCCUUCACUUUUUGACCCUUUUUUUUUUGAUCGGACGUCUUUAAAGUGCGGACAGAUGUAUUGUUCAUCAGGGAUUUGAUAAAUUGAGCAAUAUUUAUUGCAGCAUAGUGAUCUUCUGUAGAAAUUCUACGAAAAUCCUUCAUUUUGGACCCUUUACUUCGGAUCGGACGUUUUUAAAGUGCGGACAGAUGUAUUUUUCAUCAGGGAUUUGAUAAAUUGAGCAAUAUUUAUUGCAGCAUAGUGAUCUUCUGUAGGAAUUUUACAAAAAUCCUUCCUUUUUGACUCUUAACUUUGGAUCGAACGUCUUUAAAGUGCGGACAGAUGUAUUUUUCAUCAAGGGCUUGAUAAAAUGAGCAAUCUUCAUUGCAGUAUAGUGAUUAUCUGUAGGUAUUCCACACAAAUCCUUCAUUUUUUGAAUCUUUACUUUGGAUCGGACGUCUUUAAAGGGCGGACAGAUGUAUUUUUCAUUGAGAACUUGAUAAAUUGAGAUUUCAGCUCUAUAUUGCAGUACAUCUGUAGGUAUUUUUCUCAAAUUCUUUUAUUUUUCUUUGGUCGGACGUCUUUAAAGUGCGGACAGAUGUAUUUUUCAUCGAGGAUUUGAUAAAUUGAGCAGUAUUUAUUGCAGCAUAGUGAUCUUCUGUAGGAAUUUUACAAAAAUCCUUCACUUUUUGACCCUUUUUUUUGAUCGGACGUCUUUAAAGUGCGGACAGAUGUAUUUUUCAAGGAAUAAUCGAUUAAUUUAGAUGUUAAGUUUCAGAUUUUAAUAGAAACUAUAGCCGUAGUUUCAAAAAAAAAAACCUCUGAGUUACAAUUUUUGCAUAAUUUCCCGUAUUUUUUUCGGUUUUUUUACGCCAGAGCAUCUUCAAAAAUCGAAAACAUUCCAUAAAACUUUUUUUUUGAUUUUUUGAAUCCGUCCGGUGUUUUUUUAUGUAGUUCAAUCCCAUUGAGAUUUUUGAAACUUGGUUCAAAAAUUUUUCGAUAAUAAAAGGUUUUUGCUCUCUUUUGCAAAAGAAAAUGGAAAAUCGGGAAACUGAACAAAUUUUUGCUCGAUUUCCGAUUUUCCACGACUAAUGAGUAAAUUGUUGAAACUAGUAAAUUUCAACAAUCUUUGAGCGGUUCGGAACGGCUUUCCAGCCGCAAUUAACCGCCGAGGGGGAUAAUUAGAGCCCAUAUCAGAGCAACUUCCACCUGUGUGGGAAAUUCCUAGGAAAUUGACGUCGUUCCGGUCAAAAUCUUGUUCGUUUUUGGGUUCUGUGCGGUUGAAUUUCGCGCUUUUUCUGGUUUAAAUUAGAAAAAAGGUUAAGGGAGCCGAUUUUUUUUGGUUCAAAAAGAGUUUUUUUCAAUUUUAUAUCCAGUAAUAAUUGUAGUUUCAACCUUAUGAAUCGCUGCGAUUCAAGCUUUUUUUGUAACUGGAAUCAGAAAUUUUGAACCUUCUUGAUUAUUUUUUUCAUUGUUUUUUUAUUGGUUUUUAAAUAUUUCUUAUAGAAAUUUAGGCGGGAAGGAAGGGUUUUGUGAGGUUUUUUUGGUUAUAAAACACUAUUUAAAAAUCAAAAAGGAUACUUUUUCAAAGGUCUUGGGGAUUCAGGAAUAUCCUUCUUCAAAAUAAAAUUGUGAAGAAAAGUCGGUUUUUCGCUAAAAAAUGAAGCUUCAAGUCAUUUUUUUUCUAGCCUCAGAAACUCCUACUAAUAAUUCAUUAUUUCAAUUUCCAGAAAUGACGCUGCGGAACAUCUGCAGCAGCCUGGUCUUCAUUGUGAUUCUGGCCAGCUGCGUGGCUCUUUUUGUCCUUCACAGCUUGUACUUCAUCUUCAGAACUGCCUCCCAGACCGAGAAACAAGAACUGAAAACGUAAAAAAUUCCUUUUUCCCCAACUUAAUCCAAUUUUCAGUGUCGACGAAGACCAGCUUUUCAUUCCGUCGUUGGUGAUUUGCAAUCGGAUGCCAUUCUCGCAGGACGGCGUCAACGCGGUCAAUGUCAAUAUGCGACAGGACGCCGCGUUGAGGUGUGGCAUCGGUGGUUCAGUGGUAGAAUGCUCGCCUGCCACGCGGGCGGCCCGGGUUCGAUUCCCGGCCGAUGCAAUCUCCUUUUUGCCGACUUUUUUUUUUGAUUAUUUAGGGUUUUUUUUUAGUUGGAAGCGUCUAGAGGCUAAUGGCUGCUGAUACUUUGAUGCAUUUCUUCUCAGUUUUGUAGAUUCUGAGCAUUUUUUUUUUGACUUGGUUUUCUAUAGAGGAGAAAGAAAAGAGUCGUCGGCAUCUGUUAAGGGUGAAAAAUUGAAAAAAAAAAUCCAGACUUUCAAUAUAAUAAAAUAAAUCAAAAAAACGUCUCCACAGGCUUUCCUAGGUUCACUUCAACAAAUUUUCUAAUGCGCAACAUGAAACAUCAGAAAAAGCACCCAUUGAGCUGAAAAUUUCAUUGAAUUAUACUACUAUCACCUUAAAAUGAUCCAAUAACUCGAGACAAUUUCAAUAAUGGGUCUCACCGCGAAAGAAACAGCUGCGCUUGAGGCUACUGUAGGCUUUCCUCUUUUCUUUUUUCUUUCUUUUUGUCGGACCAAGUCUGGACGUUUUCGUUUUUAUUUUUAGGUGUAAAAUUAGAUAAAAAUGAGUGGCUUCUGUACAAUAAGAAAAAUCGGGGGUAAUCCGGUUCAUAUCGACAACACAGCCAAAAAAGACUUGAAAACUGUCCUCCUCAGCUUUUUUUCUGCUUUAAUUUCCUUUUUUUACUAAUGCUCAAGAUUUAUUAUAAAUAGAAAUGACUAUUAGGUUAAAAUGUUCCUCAGAACCUAGGGUGUCCACCUUAAAACAAUCCAACUUGUCGGGAAAGCGUCCGUUUUUGGUUUCGCCGCGAAAGAAAGCAGCUGCCCUUGAGGCUACUGUAGGCUGUUCGUCUUGCUUCUACUCUUGUUAUUUUAGCGAUUCCCGGAAGUUUUUGAGGUGGUUUUUUAAAAAUAAGUACUGGCAAUUAUUCUGAAUCACUUUUAAGCUGGAAAAGGUUUUUCUUUUGCAAUUUUCAUAGAUUUUCAUAAUGUACAGGAUGAACAACAAUUAGAAGUAUUAAUUUAGCUUGAAAAAAUCUUGAAUUCUAGCGCUACCGCCUUAAAACAAUCGAAGAACGGCAGAAGAUCUUCAUGUUGGGUUUCACCGCGAAAGAAAGCAGCUGCGCUUGAGGCUACUGUAGGCUAUUUGUUUUUGCUUUUUACUGUUCUUAUUUUAGUGAUUCUCGGAAGUUUUUUUGAGGUGGUUUUUUUCAGAAUCAGAAUUCGCAAAUACUCUGAAUAACUUUUAAGCUGGAAAAGCCAUUAUGAAUUUCAUUCCGGAUCGUUUUAUAAUCAAAAAAAUACACAAAAAAACUUGGAAAAAAAUGUUUUUUUCCAUGCAGUGUUCAAGGAUUUUCCUAAUGUUCAAGGUGAACAACGAUUAGGAGUAUUCAUUUGAUUUAAAAAAUUUUUGAAUCCUAGUGCUACCACCUUAAAACAAUCAAAAAACAGACUGAAAAUUUUCAUGUUGGGUUUCGCCGCGAAAGAAAGCAGAUGCUCUUGAGGCUACUGUAGGUUACUUUUCUUGCUUUCACUCUGGUAUUAUCAGGAUUGUCAAUAAGUUUUCGAAGUGGUUUUUUAAAAACAAGGAUCGGCAACUAUUCUGAAUCACUUUUAAGCUGAAAAAGGCGAUAAGAAUUUCUUUCUGGCUUGUUUUAUGAGCAGAAAAUACAAAAAAGCUUGGCAAAAAGGUACUUUUAAUGCAAAUUUUAUGGAUUUUCUUAAUUUUUAGGGUUAAAAACAAUCAGGAGUAUUCAUACAGCUCGAAAAAUUCUUAAAUCCCAGUGCUACCACCUUAAAACAAUCGAAAGAACGACUGAAGAUCUUCAUGUUGGGUUUCGCCGCGAAAGAAAGCAGCUGCGCUUGAGGCUACUGUAGGCUAUUCGUCUGGCUUUCACUCUUGCUAUUUUAGUGAAUCCCGGGAUUUUUUUAAAUAGUUUUUCAGAAUGAGGAUUCCCAAUUACUCUGAAUAACUUUCAAACUGAGAAAGCUGAUAAAAAUUUCAUUCUGGCUUGUUUUAUAAUUAAAAAAUACACAAAAAAGUAGGCAAAAAGGUUUUUUUAAAGCAUUUUCAUAGAUCUUCCUAAUUUUUAUGGUGAGCAACGAAUAGAAGUAUUCAUUUAGCUCAAAAAAGUUCUUAAAUCCUAGUGUAACCACCUUAAAACAAUCGAAGAACGACAGAAGAUCUUCAUGUUGGGUUUCGCCGCGAAAGAAAGCAGCUGUCAUGGAGGCUACUGUAGGCUGUUCGUCUUGCUGUUACUCUUGUUAUUUUAGCGGUUCCCGGAAGUUUUUGAGGAAGUUUUUUUGAAUAAGAAUUUGCAAUUAUUCUGAAUAACUUUUAAGCCAAAAAAGCCGAUAAGAAUUUUAUUCUGGCUUGUUUUAUCAUCAAAAAAUACAAAAAAGCUUGGAAAAAAGGUACUUUUGAUGCAAAUUUCAUGGAUUUUCCUAAUGUUUAGGGUGAAAAACGAAAAGAAGUAUUCAUUUAGCUCAAAAACUCCUCAAAUCCUAGUGUUAUCACCUUAAAACAAUCAAAAAACAGACUGAAAAUCUUCAUGUUGGGUCUCACCGCGAAAGAAAGCAGAUGCCCUUGAGGCUACUGUAGGCUAUUCUCUUGCUUUUACUCUUUUUAUUUUAGCGAUCCCCAGAAGUUUUUGAGGUGGUUUUUUUAAGAGUAAGUACUGGCAACUGUUCUGAAUAACUUUUAAGCUGAAAAAGCCGAUAAGAAAUUCAUUCUGGCUUAUUUUAUAAUCAAAAAAUACCCAAAAACUUGAAAUAAAUGUUUUUUCCAUGCAGUGUUCGAGGAUUUUCCUAAUGUUUAUGGUUAACAACGAUCAGGAGUGUUUAUUUAGUUCGCAAAAUUCUUAAGUCCUAGUGCUGCCACCUUAAAACAAUCAAAACAUAGGCUCAAGAUUUUUAUGUUGGGUUUCACCGCGAAAGAAAGCAGCUGUCAUUAAGGUUACUGUACACUAUUUCUUUGCUUUUAUUUUUGUUUCUUAGCACUGGAAAAACGUUUUUGAGAUGGUUUUUCAAAAAUAAGGAUUGUCAACUAUUCUGAAUUACUUUUAAGCUGGUAAAGCCCGUAAGAAUUAGAUUCUGGCUUGUUUUAUAAUCAAAAAAUACACAAAAGCCUGGCAAAAAGGUAUUUUUUUAAUGCAAAUUUCAUAGACUUUUUCAAAUGAUUAGAUACAAUAACGAACAGGAGUGUUCAUUCAGUUCAAAAACUUCUCAAAUCCUGGUGUUACCACCUUAAAACAAUCAAAAAACAGACUCAAGAUUUUUAUGUUGGGUUUCGCCGCGAAAGAAAGCAGCUGUCCUUGAGGCUACUGUAGGCUACUCCACUUACUUUUACUCUUGUUUUUUUCAGGAUUUUCAACAGGUUUUCGAGGUAGUAUUUUGGAUAAAGAUUUGCAAUCAUUAACUUUUAAGCUAAGAAAGCCCGUAAGAAUUUGAUUCUAGCUUGUUUUUUAAUCAAAAAAUACACAAAAGCUUGGCAAAAGGGUAUUUACAUCGUAAUAUUCAUAGAUAUUUCUAAUGUUUAUGGUAAACAACGAAUAGAAGUAUUCAUUCAGCUUGAAAAAAACUUGAAUCCUAGUGUUACCACCCUAAAACAAUCGAAAAACGUUUGAAAAUCUUCAUGUUGGGUUUCGCCGCGAAAGAAAGCAGCUGCCCUUGAGGCUACUGUAGGCCAUUCGUUUUGUUUUUAAUCUUGUUAUUUUAGCGAUUCUCAAGAGUUUUCGUUGAAUUCUACGAGGACCUGAGGUUGAAAACAAUUUAAGAAUCUUUUUAGAGUUGAAAUAUCGAUUAAAUUUCAUGCUCCCUCGUUUUAUAAUCGAAAAAGGCUCAAAAACUUGGUCAAACCGUUUUUUCUGUACAACUUUCCAGGAACCGCCUAAUGCUUAGGGUGUAUUAUAAUCAGAACUAGACCCUAAAAAGAAAAAAUUCUCAGAAUAUAGUAAUUUGGCUUUAAAACAAUCCAAAAUCUUCUGAGAAUCUCAGUGUUGGGUUUCACCACGAAGGAAUUCAACUGUCCUGAGACUACUGUAGAUUAUUCUUUUCGACUUUUCUGGGUUUUUUAACUGGUUUUGAUUGUUUUUUUUUAUAGAUAACUAGUCAUUUUUGUUAUUUCGAUCCAAAAAAAUCCGUUUGAAACACGUGCUACCCACUUCUUACGUCCCUCUGCCGGAAAAAUGCAUUUCGAAAUUUUUUUCCCUAUUUUUUUAAAAUUUUAAGAUCUUCGAAAAAUAAUAUUGCAGGUACCUUCUGGAAUGGACGAAUCCAUCGAUGCGAGAAGCGGCCGAUUUUUCCACACAACCUAUCGCUUUCAUGCAACAAGGUCUUUUUUCAGAAAUAGCCAAUUUUGUGUUUUUCGCUAAUUUGAUUGAAUUAUUUUGAUAUUUUGAACUGUUUUAGGUACGUUGAGGAUUUUUUUUUAGCUUUUUAGUGUUUUUUGUGGAAAUUUAGUGCUUUUGAAAGUUUUUUGUUACGAUUUUAAGCGGAAAAUCUUCAUGGAAAUUCAUUUUUCAGAACUUGCAGCAUUGAUAAUUUAUAAAAUACACGUUUUUUGUAUGGUUUGAAAGUUUUAAGUUUGAUGAUUUUCUAUGAAGAGUCCAAUAUGCUUGAAAUCAUCAACUUGAACCUAUUCAUCUUGAAUUUUUCUAACAAUUACGCUCCUCUGACAAUACAGUACACAUAAUUUCAGGCCAAAACACCGUCAUGCAAUAUUUGAGCACGAAUAAUCGCAAUCAAACGCUCUCCUCGAUGCAAUAUCAGUGUCAAAGCGUCAUCAACAGCUGUAGUUUUCAGGUUUUAAAAGAUUAUACUCUAUUCACAGCUAGCUUGUCUCAAAAUGUCUUGGAAAUAUAAGUCUCAACCCAUAAUAAGACUUUCAAUCGAGACAAGGUCGCUAGCGCAGUUUUUCACCGAUUCGGGCUCAAAAACUGCAAAGAUUCCCGUAGUACGUCUUUUUUUUUCGUCCGCCUGUAUUUUUCCGUAGAGUGUUGUGUGUAGCGUGCAUGCACUGCGGCGCUCUCGCACAUACUGUACUCGGAAUAAUCUCGAAAUUUCUGAGAUUCGGUCAUAUUUUUCCCUCCCUGGUGGCUAUUUUGAAUUUCGCGGAAUCACUGUUAACACGGCAGCAAAAAUUGCGUUUUUAAUUUGGGAAACCGAUUCGUCUCAAGACCCAUUGAACAUGCGCCUUUAAUAAUCCCUGUUGCUUAGGCUUGUUUUUCAUGACGUCACAUGGGAACGACGAAGGUUUUGACCCCGCCCCUUCACUUUUGAUUUUGCAUUUUUUUUUUUCAAACCGGGGUAGGAAAGGAUUCGUCUCAAAUUUGAGCGGCAAUAAUUGAUUUGGCGGAUCUUCAUAGCUUUUUUCAAGCCCAGAUUUGAAAUAAGCUCAAAAUUUAGUCCAGGGGACCUGAAAAAAGCUCUUUACACCUCUGGGAAAAAAUGGCCGAAAAAAUUCUUUGAGAAAUUGCGCUCCACGGAUAACUUCAUUUUAUCUCGCUAUAGGGAUUCUAACACAGCUAAGGUUGAUUAAAAUGGUUUCAUUACCUCCCUAGGGUCCACUUGAGUGGUCAGAGCGAUUUUCUUCAGGAAUUAUUACUGUGGAAGUCGCGUUAAGACCUCUUUAAUGAUUUCUCGGGAAUUUUUGGUUUUUUCAACAAGCUAGCGGUGAAUUUAGUUUAUCAAGCAACUAAUAUUGAUUUUUAAUGAUUAGGGCAUCCAAUUAUCGUCGUUCGACUGCUGCCGCAAUUUGGUCACCUAUUUCCCCAGUACAAAUGGCCUAUGUUGGCUUUGGCGUGACGCCACCAUGUGGCAGAACUCCACCAGCGUCACCAAGCAGUUCAGCAUCACUUUCCAGGUUUCCUUUUAAGAUUAUAACAAGUAUAAAGUGUAAAAACUUGGAAAAAACGCUCAAAAAGUUCAGAUGACGAGAAAUUCCUGGUAUUCGCAGUUCGUUCAAGUCCAUCCCGGGGUCGACGUUUAUCUUCAGGUAUAGUUUUCAGGGGAAAAAAUCGAUUCUGAAGCUUGAAUACCUCUGAAACAUCGGCAAAAAGUUUGAAAAAUGCUCUAUAGAAAUGAAUCUUUUUGCUGCCUUUUUGCGACCUUUCAUCGGCCUUUAUGCACCAUUUUUGCUGCCUUUUUCUUUUCCCACCAUUUCUUGAGCCUUUAAAAUUCCUGAAAAAAUGCGAGGCUCGAUAAAGGGACUUUUUUUGAAGACUUUUUGAUGCCUUUUUGCGGUCAUUUUGCUGCCAUUUUGCUGCUUUUUUGCGCCAUCUUUUCGGUUACUGAGCACCAUUUUUGCAGCCUCUCCCUUUUUCCACCAUUUCUUGAGCCUUUGAAAUUCUGAAAAAAUGAGAGGCUCGAUGAAGGGACUCUUUUUGAAGCCUUUUUGAUGCCUUUUUGCGGCCUUUUUGCUGCCUUUUUGCGGCCAUUAUCCGCCAUUCCGAAUGUACUUGUGGUAGCAUAAAAAAUUGGAACAAAAUUCAUAGAUUCUAUGAAAUUUCAGAACCUUCAUAAAGGAUGAUCCUUCAAGAUCUACUUGAUCCGAUAAAAAACUUUUCAGGACGGUAAAAAUGACAUCAACCGUAUGGCGACGGAACUUGAGAACCCAAUAAGACUCAUGGACAAACGUGGAGUCCGACUUCUCAUGAAUAAACAGGUUGGUUUGAAAAAGGAGUGGAAAUAUUGAAAAAUAAGAUUGGAUUCAAAAAAAAAAAUCUUCGUCUGCUGGCUCUUCCAUGGUGACACUAAAAAAAAGCGCUAAAAUCACUUAAGUGAUCACUAAGAGGGUGGAGGGGUCUUGAAGAUCCUCCUAUCAAUUUAUAAGUUGUAAAAGUUCAAAUCAUUUUUUUCAUCACAAAAUGUUUUUCUAGCUUUCUCAAUGUAACACGAAAGAAAUUUUAACAUCACUUAAGUGGUCACUAAAAAGGGUUUGAGAACACCUGAAGCUCCGCCUUUUCACUUCGUGCCUGAAAAAAAGCUUUCAAAUAUUUAUUUCAAAUUAUUUUUUUGUAAUCGAAAAAAAUUAUUUUUUUCUGUCUCAAAGUUAACACUGAAAGAAGCGGCCCUUAAGUGAUCACUUUAUGAUUGAAGGAGACCUGACGCUCCGCCCUCUUUUACUAACUUUCCUAAGGCGACACUGAAGAAGCUUCAACAUCACUUAAGUGAUCACUAAAAGGGUUUUGAACACCUGAAGCUUCGCCUUUCACUUCAUGAGUUGGAAAAGCUUUCACAGAUUAUUCAAAUUAUUUUUUGUAAUCAAAAAUUAUUUUUCUGUCUCAAGUUAACACUAAAGAAGCGGCCCUUAAGUGAUCACUUUAUGACUGGAGAGGACCUGAAGCUCCGCCUUCUUUUACUAACUUUCCUAAGGCGACACUAAAGAAGCUUUAACAUUACUUAAGUGGUCACUAAAAAGGGUUUGAGAACACCUGAAGCUCCGCCUUUCACUUCGUGCCUGAAAAAACUUCAAAUAUUUUUUUCAAAUUAUUUUUUUGUAAUCAAAAAAAUUAUUUUUUUCUGUCUCAAGUUAACACUAAAGAAGCGGCCCUUAAGUGAUCACUUUAUGACUGGAGAGGGCCUGAAGCUCCGCCUUCUUUUACUAACUUUCCUAAGGCGACACUAAAGAAGCUUUAACAUUACUUAAGUGGUCACUAAAAGGGUUUGAGAACACCUGAAGCUCCGCCUUUCACUUCGUGCCUGAAAAAAAACUUCAAAUAUUUUUCAAAUUAUUUUUUGUAAUCAAAAAUUAUUUUUCUGUCUCAAGUUAACACUAAAGAAGCGGCCCUUAAGUGAUCACUUUAUGACUGGAGGAAACCUGAAGCUCCGCCUUCUUUUACUCACUUUCCUAAGGCGACACUAAAGAAGCUUUAACAUUACUUAAGUGGUCACUAAAAGGGUUUGAGAACACCUGAAGCUCCGCCUUUCACUUCGUGCCUGAAAAAAAACUUCAAAUAUUUUUCAAAUAAUUUUUUGUAAUCAAAAAUUAUUUUUCUGUCUCAAGUUAACACUAAAGAAGCGGCCCUUAAGUGAUCACUUUAUGACUGGAGGAAACCUGAAGCUCCGCCUUCUUUUACUUAGGGACCGCAGACGAAUUUUCAAAAAAAUUUUUUCAGCAUUGAUCUUUGUAUGGUUUGAUAGCUGUUCCGAUUCAAAACUCAGAACCGUUUAGUUUUUCGAAAAAGAUUGCGGAUGAAAAAAGUUAUGACGAAAAAUGUGGCGCGCCGCGCACCAUUUUUUUAGUACUGAAAUUUUGGUAUUAUCCAUUUUUUUGACAUUUUUUUCUCGAUUUUUUUCUUCUAGAACAAGUUUUGAUACUGGUUUAUUAUGAUGUAACAAAUCAUAAUAGAGUGCUAAAAUGAUGCUCAUCAGCUAGUUUGCCGAAAAAAAGUCGGUAUUUUUCCAGAAAAACAAAAAAACUGACGAUUGCGGGCAUCGAACUCGCGACCUCAAAAUGAAAAAAAUCGCAGCGCACGCGCUGCGCCAAGCUGUUAGGUAUAGCGAGGGGAGCUUCCAUCCGACAUAGCCUUGAGCCGUUUGAAUAGCACAGAUUGCCUAUUUCAAAAAGAAAAAAACUUGAAGAAAUUUAGCUAUUUUUUUCAGAAUAUGUUCGCAAAUCUUUACUCAAACCUUCCGUGGAAAUUCACUUCGAAAAAAACUGUUUUUUUAGUGCUUAUUUCCUCGUUUAACGAUCGCUGCCUUAAAAACGGCCCCGUAUAUUUUUUUGGCAAAGACGAAUUUUUUUAUUUUAUUCUUUUAAUUGAAAGAUUUUUUUAUUAAUAAAUGUAUAUAAUCGUUUAAAAAAACCUGCGUUCGACCGCUUUCUGUGUGAUAAACGCCGCUAAUUUUUAUUCUCUAGUUUCAAGAGCAUUUUUUUGUGUAUUAAACAACUUUUUUUCAAGCACAUAUUCUGUGGAGAAAUAUUUAAGUAAGCCCAUGGUCUAAAUUUAAAAACAAAAAAACUCGAUUAUAUUCGCUUAUUAACGAUAUUUUGAAUCAUGACUUUCGGCACUCCCUAAAAAUUUUUUUGGCAAAGACGAAUUUUUUUAUUUUAUUGUUUUAAAAUUACCGUUACUUGAAUCAAAAAUCAUUAUUUAAAAAAAGAAAGAGUGCGUUCGACCUGAAAAACACACGAAAAAAAGCAAAAAAAUGACAAAAAUUUUUAGUUCCAUUCACGUUUUUUUGUACGACAUUCCGCGAGAACGCAUCAAAAAAAGCGUGAAAUAUUUUUUUAAACGAAAGAGGAAGCUUUUCUGUACAUGUGUGUCAAAUUUUAUUAGCCAGUUCCACAUAUUUUGCAACUACAACAAAAUGAAAGUUGAAAACCAAAAAAAAGCCACUUUUUCUAUCGCGAAAAGGGGCGUGGCUUUGCGGUCCCUACUUUUACUAACUUUCCUAAGGCGACACUAAAGAAGCUUUAACAUUACUUAAGUGGUCACUAAAAAGGGUUUGAGAACACCUGAAGCUCCGCCUUUCACUUCGUGCCUGAAAAAAAACUUCAAAUAUUUUUCAAAUUAUUUUUUGUAAUCAAAAAUUAUUUUUCUGUCUCAAGUUAACACUAAAGAAGCGGCCCUUAAGUGAUCACUUUAUGACUGGAGGAAACCUGAAGCUCCGCCUUCUUUUACUCACUUUCCUAAGGCGACACUAAAGAAGCUUUAACAUUACUUAAGUGGUCACUAAAAGGGUUUGAGAACACCUGAAGCUCCGCCUUUCACUUCGUGCCUGAAAAAAAAACUUCAAAUAUUUUUCAAAUUAUUUUUUGUAAUCAAAAAUUAUUUUUCUGUCUCAAGUUAACACUAAAGAAGCGGCCCUUAAGUGAUCACUUUAUGACUGGAGAGGGCCUGAAGCUCCGCCUUCUUUUACUAACUUUCCUAAGGCGACACUAAAGAAGCUUUAACAUUACUUAAGUGGUCACUAAAAGGGUUUGAGAACACCUGAAGCUCCGCCUUUCACUUCGUGCCUGAAAAAAAAACUUCAAAUAUUUUUCAAAUUAUUUUUUGUAAUCAAAAAUUAUUUUUCUGUCUCAAGUUAACACUAAAGAAGCGGCCCUUAAGUGAUCACUUUAUGACUGGAGGAAACCUGAAGCUCCGCCUUCUUUUACUCACUUUCCUAAGGCGACACUAAAGAAGCUUUUAACAUUACUUAAGUGGUCACUAAAAGGGUUUUGAACACCUGAAGCUCCGCCUUUCACUGCAUGAGUUGGAAAAGCUUUUACAGAUUAUUCAAAUUAUUUUUUUCAAUUAUAAAUUAAUUUGCUAGUACACUAACGUUAUCACUGAAGAAGAUAGAAACACUUAAGUGAUCACUAAAAGGAUGAAGGAGACCUAAAGCUCCACUUUCUUUUGCUCUAACACUAAAUAAGCGAUCGCGCAGCUUAAGUAACCACUUGAAGUAUUAAGCUCCGCCUUCUUUCUCAAGGUAACACUAAAGAAGCUUCAACAUCCCUUAAGUGAUCACUAAAAGGAUUAUGGACAGCUUAAGCCCCUCCUAUCAAUUUAUAUAAUGGGAAAGCUUCUACAAAUUUUUUUUUCGUGAUUUUCUUCAAAAAAAAGUCCGACUUUUUGCAGGAAAGAGCCGACAUCAGACGCCCUGAAUGCGGCCAAUCCCUUGGAGACGCUCGAAGAUCCGACCGACACGCUUUUGAGCACAAUAAUACCAAUUACUUGAUUUGUGAACUCAUGGUGAUUUAUUUCAUCAGGGGAUUUUUCAUCAGAACCAUUGGAAAUGACAUUGGGAACCGUCAUACUAGAUUUGGCUUGUUUUGAAACUGUCAUGGCCGCAUUUGGAAUGGAUUAACGUGUCGCGGUCGCUUAACGACUUGAAAAAUAAUGUUCCCCGCUCGAGAUUUUUGUACUUCGUGGCUGCAGAAAAUCAAAAAAAGCCAUUCCAAAUGCGGCCACGAAGAUUUGAAAAAAACCUUCAAAAAUCUAUACUAAAUAUUGUUAAAACAGAUCUCAAACAGAGUUAGUCCAAAAAAAAAAACGACAAAAAUCACUGGUCGCAUUGGGAAUGGCUAGGCGCGUCGCGGUCGGAACUAGAAAUUCAAACAUUUCUCAAAAUUGCGAUAUGACUCCAAGCGCAAGUCGUUUCAAAGUCGGUCGAGCAAGAUUAAUGUGAUACCUAUUUCACGGCUGGCUUGAUUAAUCGAAAAGGGUUCUGGCACGAAAAAAUAAGAGACUGUUUAGUUCGUGGAGGGCGCAGACAGGACACGCCCCAAGCUAGCCGUGAAUAGACUUUAUUUCUAAAUUUGAAAAAAAAAACUUUCAGGUCGCCAUGCGGUACUGCAACUGUCACCCGUUGAUCGCUGAGAUGCUUCAAUUUGAUCCUGUCAAGUUUAGGUUCGUUUUAGUCGAUUCACUAGUAUUUUAACUCAAUUUUCAAAAUCAAAGCUUUAAAUUGUGUUGUAAUUUGUUUUUCUCGAAACUAUCUCAUUUUUACGUACUAUUUCCAUGUUUCUCUGCUCUUUUUCGUGAUGUAACAAAGACGCAGACGCUCGAAAAACAUCAAAUCGCGCCAAACGAACUAUAGAAAUCUCAAAUAGGGUAGCUAGAGAACUUGCCGUUUUCAGAGACCCUUCAAAAUCUUAGAAAAUGCUAACUGGUUUAGUAGCGAGACCACCAUUGAUAGUUUUUUCGUGUCCAUUUACCAAAAAUAUACUUUCGAAGCGUCUCUCAAUACGACUAGAAAGUUUGAAUUGUAAGAAAUUAGGGUUACCCCCGUUUUUUUCAGAGCUUAAAAUGUAGCUGAACCAAAUUGAGACGGUUUUUCAGAGACUUCAACAGCCGUGUUUUGUCCACGAGCGUCUGUAGCGUCGAAGCCUACGAUAACUGUGCGAGAAGAUACGUUGACAUCGCUCGGAUCGAAAACUGGAACGAAAAAAUUCCCAACGAUUUGCCCGGCCGCGAUGACGCUGAGAAAUGCCGCAGGUACAUGAAAAAGCCUUUAAAAGCGAAUUUGAAGCUUUAAAUUUGAAUUUUCAGGUUUAUUCAUAGCUCAGACUAGAGCUCGAAGUUUUUUGAGUUAAAACCUUGAAACAAAAUUCAAAAAGCAUUCUAAAAUCAGAUUUUGAAAAAAUACUUUUUGAAAGGUUUUUUUGAAUGAUUAAUACCGGUUUCUUCAUACAAAACAAUAAAUAAAGGAAAAAAAUCGAUAAGUUGAUUUUUAGCGACAAUCAUCGCAGUUGCUUGAUCACCUCCUACCCAGGGAACCAUUGAGGGCUAUGAUCUCCCCGAAGAGUAUCGAAAUACUCAGGUUUUAACCCAAAAUCAGCUUUAAAUUCAUACUAAAAUUCAGGAUUACGUGUCCCGACUGGUCUUGGAAUACAGCACGAUGAAAAAGACGGAAAUUCUAUUGUCCAAAGAUCCCAAUAUUUACGAAUUGCUCAGCUACAUCGGAUACAAUAUUGCCUUGUGGUUCACUAUUGGCCAUAUUUUGUGGUAGUUCUCCAGUUUUCCAAAUUUUCACUUCAUUCUCUGAUUCAGGAGCUUGUUCGCAAUGUCGCGCAACGUUUGCUGUCCGAGAUCGACCAAGGUGCGAUUUAUUCGAAUUUUUGUGUACUGUAGCAGUGAAAUGUGUGAGCACCGGCGUGCUUGCGUAUUUUGAGCUACGGUGGUUUUAGCAUUAAAUUUUUUUUUGUUAUUUUGUUCUCUCUGUUUUUUAAAUCAACUUUUUGAUUUUUAUUCGCAGAUUGUGCCUGGCGACAGGAAAAGAGUUGCGAUUUCGACGCCCACACCGAUUCUGGUCGAAUCGACGCCGGCCACGGUGAUUGAAGAGACGACGGAAGGCGAAAUCUGA
Messenger RNA from Caenorhabditis auriculariae, 16405 nucleotides. NCBI's taxonomy places the organism in Eukaryota, Metazoa, Nematoda, Chromadorea, Rhabditida, Rhabditidae. The record is from the annotation of a GenBank genome assembly.